Molecule: messenger RNA, 1860 nt
Organism: Exophiala bonariae
Lineage: Eukaryota; Fungi; Ascomycota; Eurotiomycetes; Chaetothyriales; Herpotrichiellaceae
Exons: 4
Coding region: 1-1860 (619 amino acids)
Biological process (GO): polysaccharide catabolic process
Cellular component (GO): fungal-type vacuole
Molecular function (GO): glucan 1,4-alpha-glucosidase activity; starch binding
Source: RefSeq, a predicted model, not a curated record
AUGUUACAAUUCGUCUUGCUGGCCAUAUGGGGUCUUUUGGCAUCGGCCUCACCCACUCCGGAACGACGACAGGCCAACACGUUAUCUGCCUUUAUUGCCCAAGAACGUCCCACAGCUCUUGAGGGGGCACUCGCCAACAUUGGUGGACUGAACUCAAGCUGGGUUGAGGGUGCCAGUCCCGGUGUCGUUGUAGCAUCACCUUCAACAGUCAACCCCAACUAUUUCUUCACAUGGACUCGAGACUCUGCUCUCACCUAUAUGAUGAUCAUCGAUGAGUUGAUCUUUGGGAACCGAUCUCUCCGUACCACCAUCGAAGAUUACACCAAAGCACAGGCAAUUCUCCAGACAGUUACCAAUCCCUCAGGGUCUCUAUGGCCUGCUGGUGAUGGGCUUGGAGAGGCCAAGUAUUACAGCAACUUGACCAGCUUUGAUGGUACUUGGGGUCGUCCACAACGAGAUGGGCCAGCAUUGAGGGCAAUCGCAUUUAUGAAUCUGGCUCCCGUCCUCAUCGGCUUGAAUGAGACCCAGGAGUACAAAGAGAUCUACUGGCCAUUGGUGCUCAAUGAUCUCAAGUAUGUUGGGCAAUACUGGAACCAGACAGGCUACGACCUCUGGGAGGAGGUACACGGCUCGUCCUUCUUCACACUUUCCGCACAACACCGUGCUUUGGUCCAAGGCGGAUUCCUUGCCAAAGAACUUGAUGAAGAGUGUCUUGCGUGCGAACAGGCAUCCCAAGUUCUAUGCUUUCUCGAACACAACUUCUGGAAUGAAACUGGCGGCUACCUGACUGCAGACGUGAAUGUCAAUAACGUCAACCGCAGUGGCAUUAACGCUGAUCCAAUCCUGGCGGCCAUCACGAACUUCGACAUUAACGCCACUUGUGAUGCGAGUCACACACAACCCUGCAAUUCCCGCAUGCUCGCAACCCACAAAGUAGUCGUCGACAGCUUCCGCAACCUCUACCCGAUCAACAAAAACGCAUCUGCGCCCGACGCCGUCCUCAUCGGUCGGUACCCCGAAGACACAUACUUUGGCGGAGGAGCAUGGCCCCUGUGCACACUCGGUGCGGCCGAACUGCUCUACGAUGCCGUCGCACAGAUCAACCGGACAGGGACAUUGAGCAUCGACGACGACAGCCUGGGAUUCUUUCGGGACAUCUACCCCAGCGCCAACGUCAGCAACUAUACCGGGACAGUCAUGGAAGACAUCCUUUCUGCAAUGACCACCUACGCAGAUGGAUUCGUGUCAGCCGUACAGGAAUACACCCCCGCGAACGGCAGCCUAAGCGAGCAAUUCAACCGAACCAACGGCGAGAGCACCUCGGCCUCAAAACUAACCUGGUCGUUCGCCUCCUUCGUAACGAUGGCGCAACGAAAAGCAGGACAAUACCCCCACAGCUGGGGCGCCUGGACCCCCUCCGCCAACACGGGGCUCAACAGCACCCAAUGCAACGGAACGUCACACAACAGCACGGGCAGCUACACGGCCGCCGUCGGGGCCGGCGCACCCAACAUCACGACCUCGUGCUUCAGCGAAGUCAUCUUCAGCGUGAACGCGACGACCGCAUUCGGGCAGAACGUGUUCCUUCUGGGCAACACGACGAAUCUCGGCAACGGCAUCAACGAACCAAGCAAAAUCAUUCUGCCAUUGAACCCCGGAAACUAUUCGAGUCGCAAUCCGCAGUGGUAUGUCGACAUCUGGCUCGCCGCCGGCGUGACCGCCGAGUAUCAGUAUGUCCUGCAGCAGAAGAACGGGACCUAUACUUUCGAGGCUGGGCCGACGAGACAUCUUACCGCGGCGGGCUGUGGGAGUGGGAGGGUUGUUCGGGUGGAUGAAGUUGCGAGAUUUCCGAGCUCGUAG